AUGGCUGAACUCCAGCUCCACUUCCUAAUUAUUCCUAUCCUUAUUUUCCUGUGCGGAGUGGGGCUCCUUCUGUCACUGUGCCACAAAAAGAAGAAGCCUUCUUUCCCAGUAUUUUUGAAACAGGGAGACAUCGGUCAGUAUCAGAGCAAAGCCAAGAGGCAAAGAAACAGUGGGGCGCAGACAGGUUGGAAAGCUUGCCAGAGAGAAGUAGAAGAGGCAAAGAACGUGCUUUCUCUUCUGCAAAGCCCCCUGGGCCAGCAUCAUGAUACCAUCCACUUGCGUCAACUGCUAUGUCCAGACCCCUCCUGCGAGGUGUGUAAUCAUGCAGCUGCUGAAGUCAACCGGUUGCUGUUUCCAGAGGCCCUGGAAGAUGCUUCUCCUUUGGCUCCCACAACGCCUGGUUUGUCACAGUCAACGAAUGCCACUGAUUCAUUUGCUUGUCAACACAUCUCACCAAUGCUGUCUACUUCACCACCAUCAGACUGUCCUGCUGUGAUUCAAUCGAAAUCAAUUUUCACCUCAUUGAAGCCUGUUCCAGAGGACACAUCUCCAGAUAGUUCUAGUGUAUUGUCCACUCAUGUCCCAACAAUCAGAGACACUGACCAUUCAAGCCUGUCAAUAUCAGAUAUUUCCUGUUGGCAGGAUUAUGCCAGUAACAUGUUUCUCCCCACAUUAUCACACUCUGAUUUUCAGCAAGAGCAUGUUUUUCUCCAUCUACCAGAGACCUGUCUCUGGGGAGAUUCUGUUUCAAAGCAUAUGGAGACCAGUAGCCUUUCUUUCCUUGGCCUUAAUAUCCAGGCACUCCUGGAGAGACAAGUAAAAAAGACAAAGGAUUUUCAGAUUUUAGAGAAGAAAGAAAAUGAGGACAGACCAUUUUCAAAACAAAUUUGGUCAGAAUACCAACAGACAUCUUUAGGGAAUUCAUUGCAACCACUUGAUGUACAGGACACCACAGUCCUCCAAACUGGCUGGAACAUUGAAGACAAACCAGAGCAGCUGCACAAUAGCCAGCAGCUCUUUUAUGUCAAGACUUUGGUGGGAAACUUGCAGCAGAAAUAUAACCAGCUCUUCUGGGGUCUUCCCUCUUUGCACAGUGAGUCCCUAGUGGCUACUCUACUGGGUUCCAGAAUCAGCUCUUCACUAGAAACUCACUUUGUCUUAUUCAAUGGAAUUUGUAAUGCUCCCAUAGUCAAAAUGCAGCAUCAAGGAUCUCCAUCAGUUUCUCAUUUUCAUUUUCUUCCCCUAUUCAAUGUAGACCCUAAACAUUUGCUUCCAAUCAAAUCGCAGUCACAACAUUUUGCUCAGGUCCAGCCCCAGCUCCACUUUCAAUCCCGACUCCCAAUUCUACCAUCUUCUUCUCCAUCCCAGAUUAGGGAUUGUGGGGUGUCUUUCCCUGGAUCCCAGAAUACGUCAGAUUCUAAUAUCUUGAAUGAGAGUCAACACAUGAAAUGUCAUGUGUUGCAGAAGCAACAGGAAAGUUUGUGUAGUUUACCUACUGUGGUCCAAAGAUCUCAGCAUGCCACAUGUCCGCGAGCUCUCAACCGUCCACUGUCGAGUCAAUCGUCCCAUGCCUAUUUACCAGUCUCCAUCCUUCCUGGUCAUUUUCAUACCACCAGCGAACCCCAGGAGAAACAGCAGCACUAUAUUCCAAGGAGGGUAAUCCCACUCGGGUGCCCCCAUGCCAGGAGGAAUGUAGGGCUUCUACAGCUGAUGGCAUCUCAGAGCAAAUUAACAGAAACCUCUCAGCAGAAAGGUAGGCAACUUUCUGAGCUUCAGAGACAGUGUAGCAAGUCACUAGGCAAGAGUGAAUUGAGUUUAUCAGGACAUGUCUGUGAGAGGGUUCCACAAAACUUUCAGCUAAGGGAGGAUAUGAAGAGGAAUCUCGGGUAUAUCUUAGAGAAGAGCCCAGAAGACAGCCCACAAAGGCUCUCAGAAUGCCACCUCGGGAAGGUUCUGAGAGCUGCCUCAGAGACAAAAAUUAACUGUGUGGGUCACUCAAUGAGUUGCUUAGAAAAGGAAUUAUUAAAUAUCUCAAGGAAGGAUAUAAACCGGAAUAAAAUAAAGAACAUCCUUAGAUUACAUUUGAGAAGGAAGUCUUGGCAGAUCACUGAAGGUAGAAUCCCUAUAGUUGUAUGUGAUUCAUGGGUAGCUGAGGACAACACACCACCUCCUUUUGGGAGUUCCCAGACCAAUAAGGAAAAUACAAAUUCUAAAAACACAGUGGUUGGUAGAGUCUACAGCCAGAUUACCACUCCAGAGCUUUCUUUUCUUGAUUCCCACACUCGACAAGUGCUAGAAGGCCAUAUUAUAAGGUUUCGUCUGAGUCAGAGGUGGGGCCUCCCACUAAAGGUUGUUGAAUACAUGAAAUUCUAUACAUUGAAAGAAGCCAAAACAUGGCGUCUUCCCCAAUUUGACCUUUCCUCCUCAGCCACCAGUAUUUCUGGGGUAGUUUCCAAAGCUGAGGUUUUCAAGCCCCUUGAGAGAAGCUCCAAAACUUUUCAGAGAAACAAGCUGAGAACAAUAAAUUUAGUCCCCAUGCUGGAUUGUCCUCUCCUGGCUUCCUCAAAUGUAAACAGUGAAGGACAGGGGGUCCUGAAAACAUCACAUGCUGAUAUGGAGGAUGAGCUUGCAGAGAACAUCCAAAAAACUGUGUGCGGCAGGCAGACUUUUCAGCAGCCCCUCACACACAGCACCACCGACAAAUGGAAUCAGAGUGAUACUGUACUGAACAACAGAUGCAGCCCAGAGGUGCCCAGGAAGCAACCUGGGGCCGGACAUAAGCCAAGGUAUGAGAAUGUGAGUUCCAGUGUGAGAGCAGAAGUGAUUGAGGGCAAGAAGACAGCGGAGGAAAAUUUAAAACAUUUUCCAGUCUCCAAAAUGUUCACAGAGAUAUUCAAGGACCAGGAGCUAGGUACAAUUAAAUCACAACCUUGUGACAUCUCGACAACCCAGGAGUUGGGAGGCUCCCAAAUGAUGAAUGUCAACAUGAGGAAAGAAGCAUUUCCCCUGACCACUGAAUGCCCCUCACCAAAAAUGUUAGAGACCCAAGAUUCAAAACUAUCUAACCUGAAAAGGCAGGUCCUUGAUGAGUUAAAACUUAAAAUGGAGAGCAAGGAGCAAAGCCAGGCUCAAAGCUGUUCCACUAACUUGUCCCUUGCUUCAGAUAGCUUUUCUUCCAUAUCCUCACAGGCUCCAUUCCAGAACAUCUCUGUUAGGGACAUGAGAGCUUCCAAGGGGGCUCUUGUCCACUUGGCGGACAGUAGGAUCAGCACAGAGCUGAGGCCGGAAGCUUGGGUCUCUAAGAAUGUCUUAUGGAAGUGCCAGGAUAACAGUUUACCACCAGUGGCAAGAAAAGUGAGAACGGUGAGUUCCAAAACAGGACAAUGUAGAAGUGAGGAGUUGGCAGUAGAGACAUCUGAAGGCAGAAAGAAGAGCCAUUACGUUGAGGACAGAAAAUUACAGGGUACUUUCCUAUCUCUGCCACAGAAUGAAGAGUUUCCUCGUGAUAGUUACUUCAGAAAAAAGACAAGAAAAUUUUAUCACUGGAUGGAUUCCAAAGGAAAAAUCAAAGAGCUGGAACAUCCCCAGCAAAAAGCCAAAUUCAUGCCAGCCUUUGCCAAGGAACAUGACCCAGCUGAAAGUGCAGCUGUCUUUUUGAGUUGUGGGUAUCCUGAAGCCCAUGAGCUUAUGACAGCCAUUGGGAAGAUCCUACAGGGAAAAAUGGCAAGUAGUCAUGAACUUGAGUCCUUGCAGUUUAGUCAACAGAAGUAG
Molossus molossus (Pallas's mastiff bat) is the source of this 3771-nucleotide messenger RNA. RefSeq names its product spermatogenesis-associated protein 31D1-like. The transcript has 5 exons. The coding region runs from base 1 to 3771 and encodes 1256 amino acids. The record is from RefSeq and is a predicted model, not a curated record. Lineage: Eukaryota; Metazoa; Chordata; Mammalia; Chiroptera; Molossidae.